Messenger RNA from Postia placenta MAD-698-R-SB12, 2262 nucleotides. RefSeq lists its product as hypothetical. Gene Ontology annotation, molecular function: mRNA binding; enzyme activator activity. The coding region runs from base 1 to 2262 and encodes 753 amino acids. The record is from RefSeq and is a predicted model, not a curated record. NCBI's taxonomy places the organism in Eukaryota, Fungi, Basidiomycota, Agaricomycetes, Polyporales, Adustoporiaceae. Gene Ontology annotation, cellular component: P-body. The transcript is spliced from 6 exons. Gene Ontology annotation, biological process: deadenylation-dependent decapping of nuclear-transcribed mRNA; positive regulation of catalytic activity; deadenylation-independent decapping of nuclear-transcribed mRNA.
AUGUCGCCUCGACGAAACCGCUCGACGUCCAAUAGACUGCAUUCACCGGUCGUCACCUUGCAGCAACCUGCAAGACCGACAUCGGGCAUGAUGUCCGAUGCCACCUACGCAAACAACAUGAAGGUCCUACGCCGGAGAGACCCAUCCAUUGUCAAGAUCGCUGACGCGUUCAGCCAUGUCUGCGUGUAUCACCAUAAUGGUAGCAAGUGGGAGAAGCAGGGGUUCGAAGGCAUUCGCGCGGGGGUGUGGUCGCUCAAUGAGCACAGGCAGUCGUAUCCUCCAUACGGCAUCUACAUCAUGAACCGCAUGGGGACGGACGACUACGUGCGCCAGAUACACCCCGAAGACGAUAUGGAUGUUAUGGGGGAAUAUCUUAUGUGGCGCUUUUAUCCGAAGUGGACACAGAUGCGCAUCGCUAUGGGAUUGCCGUACCCCGUUCCGCCAGAACAGCGUGCGAUACUCGAUGCCGCGGUGCUCAGACAGAUGACCCCGGAGGAGGUUGCGAUGUCGCAGCAGGCGCAAAGGAAGGAAUGGCGAGGACCAUCGACGACGAUCGGCUUGUGGAUGUUCCAAACAGACGCGCGGGAGCCGCUGAAAUAUGUGAUGAUGCGAUUAUUCUCGUAUAUCAAGAAUGGCAAGCCAUAUCCGGAGGAGUUCCACUACGGCCCUGGCCGCUUGCCACCCCCCAACCCGCACCUACGAACAGCUAGUCGUGCUUCCGUAACGCACAAUGCAGCCGAAGCGGCUAGCAGGCCAUCUUCGGUUUCUCAACAGCCCACUUCAAGAAGCGCUAGCAGAGCACAGCAACACAACAUCACAAACAGUGGGAUGGCACCUAAUGCAACCGUAUCAGAGGUAGACAAGCUAUUCGCGAAGCUUCUACCUUCAGUCCCCUCAACGCCUGUAGCGGCAGAGGUUCAGUCCAAACCCAAUGGAUCUACUUCGUCAAUAUCUGUACACGACCUAUUUGCUUCCAUGACGGGCCCUCAGCCCGUCCAACAGCUGCAGCCCCCACCUGCGCCACCAGCAAGUCGCGGACUUGCUCUCUUGGAUUCCAUAUUUGCCUCUGCUUCGGGGUCUGGCUCAACGUUCAAUGCGUCACUCAUGGCGCCUUCGACAUUGCUCUCCUCUAACCCCGAAGAUAUCGAGAUCGUCUCUCCAAAACCAAAAUCAAGCGCAUUACCACAUAUCUUGAGCCAAGACGUCAUCUCCACGCUACUCGGUCUCGGUUCCGACUCUCGAGCGUCGAGUGCGGCCCCGAGUUCCGUUGGCUCGCGGCGAUCAGGGCAGCGCCGCUAUGAAGGCGACAACGAGUUCAGCGAGGGUGAGUUUGCGUCCGCGUCCGAAUCGGAAUACUCCGCGUCUAGCACGGUGCUCGACGCGGAUCUGGACCCUGCGGUACUCGCAGCAGGCUCGUCCUCAGGGCUACCCCUUCUCGCUGUACAGCAUUCAGCCUCGAUGUCCGGCUCAAGUUCCAGAACGGUCGAAGGCGACGUGACUCCGCGUGCGGUAGCACGCGGUAUAGGCCCGUUUUCACCUCCCCUCCAACCGCACGGGUCCACGCCUCGUGCUGGGGGCCAGCAGUAUCUCACACCCACAUCUUCGACUGCACACGUCACACCCAUCCCGGAGUCGCAAACACCGAAUGGCAGCGGAACCCAGCCUUCCGCGACGAACGCAGACGGGACCAGCAGCGCGAUACGCCCGCGGACUCUCGUCCCGUUCGAAGCGGACUCGGACCUGUGGCCGUACCCCCGUGCGCCGCUAGACGACCGCGCGCUGGAACAAGGCGACGCAGACGUGGUGGAGCUCGACUUCACGGACACGCGCGCACUGAGCGACCCCGCGCUGUUCUCGAGCCGGCUGAAGGAGAAGCAGAGUCGCGUGGGGGGCAAGAAGAAGACGCGCAAAGAACGCGCCGCGGACCGGGAGAAGGAGCGCCGAGAGAUCGAGGAUAGCUGGGACGACCCAGUGCGUGGACAGAUGCAGACUAUGAGUGCACUUCAGCAGCCCGUUGCAUCUGCGAGUGCACCUACCGUCAACGGUACUGGCAAGGGAAAGCAAGCAGCGUCGAAAGCAACAAACGGCGACGGCUCGCACGGCGUGAAUGGUCUGCAUGCGCAUGCUGCACGAGACGCAAUUGUGUCCUCUAUGUCCUCCCAGCUCAACCAGCCACUGACGGAUAUGCCUCGCAAUGACUUUGUCCGUGAGCUGCUCACAUUAAUUCACCUGUGGCACGACUACCUCAGUCGUGUGGGAUAG